Molecule: messenger RNA, 4599 nt
Organism: Trichoplax adhaerens
Lineage: Eukaryota; Metazoa; Placozoa; Uniplacotomia; Trichoplacea; Trichoplacidae
Exons: 29
Coding region: 1-4599 (1532 amino acids)
Biological process (GO): early endosome to late endosome transport; protein dephosphorylation; protein transport to vacuole involved in ubiquitin-dependent protein catabolic process via the multivesicular body sorting pathway
Cellular component (GO): endosome
Molecular function (GO): protein binding; protein tyrosine phosphatase activity
Source: RefSeq, a predicted model, not a curated record
AUGAUGACAGCGCGAUUCGCUAUGCGAUCUGGUGAACGAGCAGCUAUACUGUAUACAUGGAGCUCUUAUUUUAUCAACUUUGAUAGGACUGACAUGUAUAAUGGAAAGGAGGUAUGUCAUGAUGAUAUUAAAUUCGAGCAAGCCUGCAUAUUGCACAAUUUGGGAGCCUUACAUGCCGAAUUAGGUGCGAAAGAUGAGAGAAUGACUGACGAAGAUCAAGUUGGGGGGGAUUAUACUCCCGAUGUUAGCCAUGCUAUUAUUUCCUUCUACAUACAAUUAAUGCUGGGUCAAGCGCAAGAAUGCAUAUUGGAAAAAUCGAUCAAAGACAACAGAAAGGGCUCCUUAAUUGCUCGAAUAGCAGCGCAAAUUAUUAGCUAUCUGAGACUUGGCCAAAAUAUAUUAGAAGCUGCUGUACAAAUCAUUAGUUCAAGAAGAUGCAAAGUAUGGUCAAAGUUUCUAACCUUUAAAAUUGUAUACUAUGACGCAGUUGCGCAUUUGUAUAUGGCAAACUCUUCCGAUGAAAAUUCGAGAUUUGGAGAUAAAGUUGGUUAUUUAAAAGCUGCUUCUGCAAAACUAGAAGAAUGUUCAAAACUUUUAAAGCAAGGAAUUGAUGCUAAAUUCCAAGAUGUCUAUAAUUACACCUACGACGUGAUAAAUUAUCAUGAAGAAAAGGCUCAACUCCUGCGAUCAGUUACUAGUUCUAUUCAGCAAAAAAAUGAAGAGCUAAGCCAAGUGAUAUCGUCACUCCAAUUACCAAACUUAAACCGAAGCGAUAUGCAAGUACAAAUGGAAUUGCCAAGUGAAAUUUCUGAAAUUAAUCAACAGUUAAAUAGCAAUCCUGAUGUUCUAGAAAAAUUGAUUGAGUUAAUCGAAGAGUUAAAGCGUUUAUACCAAGAUAUCGAAGAUAAAAUUAACGCUACUGACAAAAAAUUGAAUGAAGAAAACCAAGCUGCAGAGCGCUUUGAGUCUAAAUUUGGUAUAGUACAUGACGCAGCCGUAUUUGAAGAAUUGAAAUCUAAAUUCGAAAGAAGAAAAGAAGCAAACGACAAAGCGAUGAAGUGCAAUGAUGAAGUUUUCAAUGCAUACGAUAGUAAUAUUGAAAAUCUAAAAUUGCUAAAUGGUUCGAAGGAUGCUUUAAUGGCUUCUCUACCAAAGUUAAACUUAUUAGAUAUACCUAUUGAUGAAGCUGCUGAAACAAAUCUUCGAAGAAUUUUGGCAAAAGUAGAAGAAAUGAAAAAACAGAGAAGUAAUCUAGAGGGAAAUUUGAGAGAAGCCUUAAAUGAGGAUGAUAUUACAUCCAUGAUUGUCACUCAAACCAAUAAAGAUAGUACUGAUAUCUUUCACGAGCAGAUACAGAAACAUGAUAGUCUUGUUAACGUAAUUCGCCAAAAUUUGGCGGCUCAAGAAAGAAUUAUAAUGGUGUUAACUGAUGCAAAUGCCAAAUAUGGAGCUGCACGUGAACAAGCAUGCAAAACUAGCGCAAAGCGAAAUGCUUAUAUUAAAUCCCUUAUGCUAUCUUACAACGUAAUGAAUGAAUUAAUUUCAAAAGCCGAGCAUGGAAUUGAAUUCUAUAAGAAAUUUGCAAAUGAUAUCGAAAAAUUCUCUCAGAAAAUUGAACCAGUCAUACAGCAAAGAUUGAAAGAACGGGAGCAAAAAGCAAGGGAAAUUGUUGCAGAAAGAAGAGCGAAGAAAAAUGCUGAAUUAAUGGCCAAUAAUACUCCAAUAGCAAACACUCAGCGUUGGGGAUUAAUUGCAAAUGGCCAAGUAACCCCUACUUCGCCAACAAAUCAGCAAAACUUAAACAAAGGCAUGAAUUUUAAUACCGCUAGUCCUACUGCAUUACCUUUGCCGAAUCGAGAUGAUAAUCAAUUUUUCCAAGGCCGUACGGAUGCAGCUCCAUCUUCACUUCAGCAUCAACAAUCGCUACCCUCCAGUACGUAUUCCCAAUCGACUAUUCCAGUAUCUCCACAAUCUCCACAUCCAACUCCCGCAAGUAUCUCUCAACAACAACAGAAGCCGUUACCGAUGCAACCACAAUCGCCACAGCCGUUACUGUCGCAGCAGCGUAGUCCAGUUCCUUUAUCUUCAGUAAACCAGAUUUCUGCAGCAAUGAAUUCCCAAAGCAAUGUAUCAACUCCAGUCUCACUGCCAUACCAAGCCAACAUUCCAUCGCAUCCUCAAAAUCAAUUAUCGGCUACCCGGCAAGUAUCUAGUGGAAGUAUGCUACCCCAAAAUAACUAUCAGUCUCAACAGUUGACGAGUGGUAAUGCAACAAUAGCAUUCAAUGAUAACCUACAAUAUCAAAAUUCUCAAUCCGGUAGUAAUACAGCACCUAAUCCGCAACGUCAAAUUUCUCAGUCAAAUAGUACUGCAGUGCCUAAUGCGAUACAAAGACAAAUAUCAAAUCCAAAUUUAAACCAACCAAAUUCACAACACGUGAGUUUUCAGCAGCCAUCCUCGGGUAACGUUUUGGGUCCUCACACCAAUGUACAACGCCAAGAUAUUCAAUCAAAUUUGCCUCAAUCAACUACUGCCUUACAAAAUCAAUUUUCGAAUCAAGGAUUAGAUCAGAAGUUUUCUGGCUACCCGACUUACCAGCCACAACUUCCGUCGUCUCAGUCAGCUCAGCAGCCGACACAGGUCUUAUCAAGGCCCCAAAAUCAACAAGCACAUACUAUUCAAUCGCAAAGCAGUGCAGGACAAGCGGUGUCUCAACAUCAGCAUCCCGGCACUUUCUCUCAAGGAAAUAUCCCAUCAAAUAGCUCUUUCAACAUAAGGCGAAAUGAAGGGAUAGUAAAUCAGUCUUCUAAACCAGCUGGUGAUAAUACCGCUUGGAUAUGCAGUAAUCAGCAGCAGCCUAGUCUACAACAGCAGAGCCAAAAUCAAGGUCCGACUGGUUUUAUGAGUGCUCAGCCACUACAGCAACAAAUGGGGCCUCGACCUACUACGCAAACUUCGUACGUAACGGUAAAUAAUAAUCCUUCUAUGGUAAAUAAUCUUCCUUCACAAUCGGCUAAAUCAACUGCGCAGAGCACUGUCUAUGUUCAUUCUAAUCCUGUAAUGCAGCAAAUGCUUAACACUCAGCAAGGUGGACAAAGCAUGAAUAUGUAUAAUCAAACAAAUUCGCAAGGUCAAAAUAUGUAUGGCAACAGCCAAGUACAAGGUGGAAUCAGUACUGCCAAGCAGCAACAACAACAGCAGUUUACUCCACUGCAGCAAGUCAAUCAACAGGGACCAGUUAGGCCAUACAAUGCAAACAUGUCGCAGGCAAAUUCUAGGCAACUUCAUGAGCAGGGACAAUACAAUGGAGCACCCCCAGCACAACAACAAAAGCCUCAAAUUCUUCAACCGGUGCAGAAUCAGCAAUUUCCACCACGGUUAUAUCAGGCGAAAAACAAUAAUCAGCCCGUUGAUUUACUUACCUCAAGCGUAGAUCAAUUUAAUUUGCAAGGAACAUCCGGGAGCACUAUUUUAUCGCCUGUGAUAGCGGGUAGUAAACCAGCUGCUCCAACUCAGCAGAAGCCACUUCUUCAAAGUUUCUCCAGAGAGUACAUAGAUAAAUUACGCUCUGAUACAAUGCAGUUUGGUCAAAACAUGCAGUCUUUAUGCUACAGUGCCCAACAGAACUGUGACGGUUUCACUACUGAGUUUCAGGCUCUAGAAGAGAGCCGUGUUACGGACUCUCGCAAAUACCCUUGUAACGUAGCUCACCGGCAUCCAAUUGGCAAUCGCGAUGAAACUAUUCUACCUUAUGAUUAUUCCCGAGUAAUAUUGAGCCCGCAAUAUGAAGGCGAUGAAGGAUAUAUAAACUCGAGCUUGAUUGAUGAUUUAACUACGUUAUCAUCACGAUAUAUUGCUACACAACCUCCCUUGCCGUCAUCCUUUACUGAUUUCUGGCGUAUGAUUUGGGAAACAAAUGCAUUAUUUAUUGCUAUGUUAGUAGCUGAAAUUGAAAACUGCAAGCGUGUGUGCGAUCGCUAUUGGCCGGAAAAUGUAGGAUCAUCAGUUACCUACGGUGCUAUUGUUGUAACUUUAGCAAGCCAAGAAGCUCAACCUUAUGGAUUCAAGAGGAUAAUAACCAUUAAAAAGAAUACCGAAAGUAGGUCAAUAACUCAGUUACAACUGAUUACGUGGCCUCAGCCGUUCAAUCAAACAUCGUACAAGCCACUCAUGGCCUAUUUAGAAGACGUCACAUCUCACCUACAAAAGAUCGACCCUGGAUCGCAAGCGCCUGUUGUGGUGCAUUGCAGUGAUGGAGUUGGAAGAACAGGAGCAUUCUGUAUCCUUUACACUGCUAUCAAAGAAAUGGCAGGCGGACAUGGAUUAAUAAAUAUUUCAAAGCUGAUUCAAUCCCUUCGCCAACGUCGAAAUUACAUGGUUCGAACUAAGGAUCAAUACAUCAUGUGCUAUGAAGCAGUAUUUGCCUAUGCCAGUAAAUUUGUACAGGAAGCUCAAUCUUCGCCAAGUGAUUCGUCUGCAAGAAACAUGACUGGACAAACUUCACAACAGUACGGUAAUUUUCCUGUGCAACAGCAAGGCAACAUCUACGCGAACACUCCUGGACAGUUGAAUGCACAGCAAAAUCUAAGUUGGCGUUAA